Molecule: messenger RNA, 1000 nt
Organism: Diospyros lotus (date-plum)
Lineage: Eukaryota; Viridiplantae; Streptophyta; Magnoliopsida; Ericales; Ebenaceae
Product: probable ribosome-binding factor A, chloroplastic
Exons: 4
Coding region: 62-730 (222 amino acids)
Biological process (GO): ribosome biogenesis; rRNA processing
Molecular function (GO): ribosomal small subunit binding
Source: RefSeq, a predicted model, not a curated record
UCGUCAUCCACUUGCUCGCAGAAACUGAACAGAAGUUGAGAGACGACGGGAAGAUUUUGUAAUGCCGCACCUUCUACUUCAUCAGGCCUACCUGCAUAGGACACCGUUCGCUGCCCUUAGCCCCCGCCACGCGCCCCCCACCGGCGCCGGUUUGAUCCAACGAUGCUCCUUCUCGGCCAAACCACCGUUGGCCGCCUCGCUUCCGAGGAGGGCCGUGAUUAGGAGUAUGGCGAAUCCUCGGAGAGUGAAGAUGGUUGCGAAACAGAUAAGGAGGGAGCUCUCCGACAUGCUCCUUACCGACAAGGUCCUCCAGUAUGCCGUCCUCCCUGAGGCCGCCCUCGGCGCCGACCGCUACCUCUCUUCCCUCACCACCAUCAGCGAUGUCGAAGUCUCCGCAGAUUUGCAGGUGGUUAAAGUUUAUGUAUCUGUCUUUGGGGAUGAAAGAGGCAGAGAGGUGGCCAUUUCUGGGUUGAAGUCAAAGGCAAAAUAUGUUCGUAGUGAGUUGGGGAAGCGUAUGAAGUUGCGGCUAACCCCAGAGAUACGCUUUAUAGAAGAUGACUCCAUGGAGCGAGGAAGCAGGGUGAUUGCAAUAUUAGAUAGAAUAAAGAAUGAGAAGAAGGUUGCAGAAAAUCAAGUUGAUGACCAGUAUGAGUCAUCUGAUAUACCUCAUGAUGACAGGGAUUGGGAGGUUGAUGACCCUGAUGACGAAGGAAUCAUUUAUGUAAAAUAGUUGCUCCCCACUUGAUCAGCAAUAGCUUCUUCUGGCAUAUUGCCAAAAGCUUCCGCUUCUUCAGAGGCGGCGCAGAGACAAAUCUUGGAUGUGGUCUGGACUCUGGAACUCAACUACUACCGCAUUCAUUAUGAGAAGCUUUUGAAAAUCUGAUGAGAAUGAGAAUUGGCAUGUAAAUAACCUUCUUGACUCUCUCUCUUUUCUCUUCCUUAUCCCUCAAAGUUGAAACUUGUUAUUAUCUCUACAAGCUAUGAAGUCCAUUUCAAACAA